This is a messenger RNA of Esox lucius (northern pike), 5269 nucleotides long. RefSeq names its product slingshot protein phosphatase 2a (gene ssh2a). The transcript is spliced from 14 exons. Gene Ontology annotation, molecular function: actin binding; protein tyrosine/serine/threonine phosphatase activity. Lineage: Eukaryota; Metazoa; Chordata; Actinopteri; Esociformes; Esocidae. Gene Ontology annotation, cellular component: cytoplasm. The record is from RefSeq and is a predicted model, not a curated record. The coding region runs from base 703 to 4809 and encodes 1368 amino acids. Gene Ontology annotation, biological process: negative regulation of actin filament polymerization; protein dephosphorylation; actin cytoskeleton organization.
UUCUGGUGGUUAAUGUCCGCGGUAUGGUUAAUUUGUCAGUCUAUUUCCAGAUCCAGUUGAACCAUUUAUCGAGAAUUUCAAGUUGCAGACUGCGUUUUCACUGCAAGUUUAAAGGCGAACCAGUGCACAUGAGCACGUCAUUAUUUCAACAGUUCUGAACUUGUUGAACGUCACAAUUUCGUUCUGUAUUCCAAAGCUGUCGCUGCGCGAGUGUCCGUUGUGUUUUGUUUCUGGUCGCCCUCCCCUAGUCAAUCCGCGGCAUUUAGAAGCACAUGUCAGUGGCUCCACCUCCCUCAUGUUCAUUUGGAGUGGUGUCCGCCUGUGUCCGCAGUUAAACGCUUCUACAGCAGGAGCACCGACACAUUAGGCUAUUGAUCUGAGAUCAGUUGAAGGUUCCCAGAGCCAGAAUAAUUCCGUGCGAUUUACACAAAACUGAGAAGUGCGAUUAAGAAAUACAGUUGUUCGUUGAUUGUGAAAGUACCAUUUUGGUUUGUCGAUUUAUUUAUUUGUAUAGACUGUAAACUUUAUUUUGAUAGCUGCCUGUUUUAUAAUGCCAUGAAGAAAAUGGUUUGACAAACUGUCAAAAAGAUAUCGCGUUCACUGGAAUAGAUAGUAAGGACCAAUGGUCGAAGUGGAGUGAGAGCCGUUUCGAGGAUAUUUUGCGCCGCCGAUCUUAUCACCUUUCGGUGUGCUGCUACAGACAUGACGCUCGGUAUGUCGGCAACCGGCAGUUCUGCGGAGAGUUGCUUCUGCUCGUGCUGUGGUGCGAAGAUGAUGCCCUACUUUUCCGACGACGGAGUCGCGUCUCAGAACCAGAUCAACCAACUCAUCAGCGAGAGCUUCCUGACGGUGAAGGGUGCCGCCCUCUUCCUGCCUCGGGGGAAUGGCUCCUCCUCUUCCUCGGCGCCUCGCCUCAGCCAGCGACGUAAUAAACAUACAGGUGACCUCCAGCAGCACCUACAGACCAUGUUCACUGUCCUGCGUCCUGAGGACAACAUCCGCCUGGCAGUGCGUCUGGAGAGUGCCUACGCCCAGCCUCAGUGCACCCGCUACAUGGUGGUGGUGUCUACCAAUGGGAGGCAGGACACUGAGGAGAGUGUGGUGCUGGGAAUGGACUUCAGCUCCGCAGACAGCUCUUGCACCGUCGGGCUGGUUUUACCCCUGUGGAGCGACACACUGAUUCACUUGGAUGGAGAUGGGGGCUUCAGUGUGUCCACGGUCAACAGGGUCCAUGUCUUCAAACCAGUGUCUGUACAGGCCAUGUGGUCUGCUCUCCAGUCUCUCCAUAAGGCCUGUGAGGUGGCCCGUUGCCAUAACUACUACCCCGGGAGUCUGUUUCUGACCUGGGUCAGUUACUACCAGAGCCGCGUCUCCUCUGACCAGGUCUGCAUAAACCAGUGGAACGCCAUGCAGGAUGUCCAGUCCCACCGGGCCGACUCGCCAAUCCUCUUCACCGACGUGCCAACGGAGAGGGAGCGUACCGAGCGGCUGAUCAAGACUCGCCUCAGGGAGAUCAUGAUGCAGAAAGACCUGGAGAACGUCACCUCCAAAGAGAUUCGUACAGAGCUGGAGAUGCAGAUGGUGUGCAACCUUCGAGAGUUUAAGGAGUUCAUCGACAAUGAGAUGAUCGUCAUCCUGGGUCAGAUGGACAGCCCCACAGAGAUCUUUGACCACGUCUACUUAGGUUCUGAGUGGAACGCGUCUAACUUAGAAGAGCUGCAGAACAGCGGUGUGAGGUACAUCCUCAACGUGACGCGGGAGAUUGACAAUUUCUUCCCAGGAAUGUUUGAGUACCACAACAUACGCGUGUAUGACGAGGAAGCCACCAACCUCCUGGAGUACUGGAAUGACACCUACAAGUUCAUAACCAAGGCCAAGAAGGCGGGUGCUAAGUGUCUGGUCCACUGUAAGAUGGGAGUGAGCCGUUCCGCGUCCACGGUGAUCGCCUACGCCAUGAAGGAGUAUGGCUGGGACCUGGGGAGGGCCUUCGACCAUGUGAAGGAGCGCCGUACCGUCACAAAACCCAACCCCUCUUUCAUGAGACAGUUAGAGGAGUACCAGGGAAUCCUGUUGGCCAGUAAACAGAGGCACAACAAGCUGUGGCGUUCCCACUCUGACAGCGACCUCUCGGAGCGUUACGAGACCCCGCUGUGUAAGACCAGACCCCACAGCCACACACUGGGCCGCUCUGACCUCCACCACCACGACGGGCCCGCCCCCUCCCUGAAACACCUCCUGGCCUCAGCCGUGCUCCAGGCGCUGGGCGGCGCCGACGAGCCCGACGGCCAGACGGAAGGCUCGCUAACCUCAGGCACAAACUCUGAGCCCUCCCGACUCACCCGUUCCCACUCCCACUCCCCGGUGUCUGGUCUGUCCAACGGCCUGGGUGAGUCCCGGGAGACGCUCUUCCUCCCGCUGCUUCCCCGGCCCCAGGCAGCCGCGGUGCACCAAGACGCCGUGGACAACUCGUCUCUGGCGGCUGUGGCCGUGACUGUGCCCGUCGCCGCCGUCCCCCACCCUCCCCCCUCGUUGCAUGUCCCCCCUCCGUCCCCCCAACUAUCGGCCAAAGUCCCCCACCUAGGUUUGAGCGGCCCACGGCUGCCCAGCCCUGUGCCUGAAUUAAAAUCUCACUGUGCUGCGCUGACCCUGGAUUUGCCUGACCCCGGCCGCUCCGAGGUCAUACCUCAGGCCGCCCUGCAGUCCAGCGACAAUGCCACCAAUACCUCGGGGCGCCCCCUGACUGACCCGCUGGGCGGUAGAGGGGACUGCGUCACCAUGAUCUCCCCGGGCGAACCCAUGGGCCCGGUCCCCCCCACCAUGCCUCUCUCUGAAGGACCCUGUGACAACGAUGACAAUAACAACCCCCGGGGCACCGCCGACCCCCCCGACGGUACCCACGCCAGCUCGUCCUCCAACCUCAGCACGGACAGCAUAGACUUUUUCAGCGCGCGCGAGAAGUUCCUGGGCCUGUCGGAGCAGGCGGCUCCGCGGACGCCCCAGUCUCGGUGCCCCACUCAGGAGCCGCGGCCGCUGUCUCUCGAGGACCCCGCCGGGGAACCCCCAGCGACCGAGCUGGAGGAGCAGGGAAAGAACUCCCCCACUACGGAAGACGGCUCGGCCCAAGCCUUGUCUCCUCACCCCGACAACGGCGUGUCAGUCCGCCAUCUUGUCACGGAGAUAGAGUCCAUAUCCCACCCCGCGGCCCCUGUCUGGUUCUCCCAGCAGCUGGGCCCCGAGGACCAUGAUGGGGAGACCCCACUGACCCCGCCCUGUUACCCACAAUCCCCCUCCACGCCGCCUUCCGAUUUGCCGGCCGGCUCAGUGCGCAGGGCCACUAAACAGCUGGAACAGAAGUUGAGGCAGGAGCUGGACUUGCCUCUCAGCACCUUGCCUAGCCAACGCUCACCUCUCCACACACCAAGUACUGACUCUCCUGCCGCAGACUGCCCCCCCCUGGUCUCUCCUGCCGCAGACUGCCCCCCCCUGGUCUCUCCUGCCGCAGACUGCCCCCCCCUGGUCUCUCCUGCCGCAGACUGCCCCCCCCUGGUCUCUCCUGCCGCAGACUGCCCCCCCCUGGUCUCUCCUGCCGCAGACUGCCCCCCCCUGGUCUCUCCUGCCGCAGACUGCCCCCCCCUGGUCUCUCCUGCCGCAGACUGCCCCCCCCUGGUCUCUCCUGCCGCAGACUGCCCCCCCCUGGUCUCUCCUGCCGCAGACUGCCCCCCCCUGGUCUCUCCUGCCGCAGACUGCCCUCCCCUGGUCUCUCCUGCCGCAGACUGCCUUCUGCAGCACAGGCUUACCUCUACUCCUGAUCUCCGAACUCUGACUGAGGUUUUCAGUGUGUCACAAGGAGACACAGAGUCAGCCAGAGGGAUGGAGCAGGGAAGGUUUGUUGUCUCAGACAUGGACAUUGGCCCACACCCUGUCUUCCCUUCCUACCCAAAUGCUCACCCCUUCUCUGGCCCUGUCCCCACCAUCGCGCUGCCUUCUCUGGAUCUGUCUCCGGCUCAUCCCCCCCCCUCUCCUACACGGCUGUGGCUGGAGGGAGUGACCGCCCUGGACUCGGACACGGACGGCCCAUCCCCGCUCCACCGCGGCAGACUGGCUCUGGCUCGCAGCAGCGAGGAGCUGGCCAAGAUCCAGGAGACCCUGAGGGAGCUUCAUGCUUUCCUGUAUGAGGCAGGGGGCUUCGGCGCUGGCAAGGGCCCCGGGACUUUGGGUCAGGCGGCUUCCCUCCACGGGCGGUAUCGCAGGGAGACGCCCAGGUGGCAGAGGGCCAUGGAGGUGGAGGCGCGAAUCCGCCAGGCGGGCCUCACUACCCCCUCACUGAUGAAGCGGUCGGCCUCGCUGGCCAAACUGGACUGCCUGGAGCUGUCAGCCAAUGACUUAAGUGACUGGGACCUCCGGCCCCCCACCAAAAACAACCACCGCCCUCAGGGACCCCCACCGGUGCCUAUCCCCAACCGCACCGGCCCAGACGACGUCUCCAAGAAGCUGCGCAUUUUGUCUGUAAGCCCGCCCAUCUCCCCCAGCCUACUGGAUCCAGACAGGACUGAGAGUGACAAUCCAAAGCUGGGGACUGAGGAUGAUCCCUCCCCUUCAGCUUUUCUCCUUCAAGGGGAGGAGCGAGAGGAGGGGCUGGAGACAGACCACUCCCCCCAGCUCACCUGCACCCAGUCCCCAAAGAGCGCUGUCCCUAUGGUGGCCAGCGCACGGCAACAGCAGCCGCUCGGGAAGAGUCACCCACAGCGCCGGCUCCGCAAGGCUGCUGACAAGAGACGGACUGCCACGCUGUUCUACAAUACCAUGUGACCUCAGUGGGUGGGACAGACCCUAGACAGAGUGUCUGAGAAUGAAUGUCUGUGUAUGUUGACGAGCGGUGUUGGAACAUGUGUAACCUGUUAGUGUGGACUUUAGUAGUCUGUGUGUCUUCAGGCAAAGUGUGUGCGUGUGUGUUUCUAUGUGAAUGUAUGUUACCGUGGAUCAGUGUGUUUUCAGUGCUUAAACUAGGGGGCUGUUUCUCAAAAACAUGCACUUUACUCGCUCUUGUUUUUCAUGUUUUUAAAUAUUUGUUGAAGUUAGUUUUCGUUUUGUUUUUUUACCUGGGGAGUAUUUUUUUGCACUGAUUUUAUGGUAGCCUGUGUCGAUCUACCUGUCUAGAAGAGUAUAAGUCACAUCCUUUUCUCCUUUUAAACGAGACGAAUUUGAUAUUCUUUUUUAUCCUGUGCUUAACUGUGACUAUUAAAGAAAUAAAAGUACAUUAUGAUCUUGA